This is a messenger RNA of Saxophila tyrrhenica, 399 nucleotides long. RefSeq lists its product as uncharacterized. The record is from RefSeq and is a predicted model, not a curated record. NCBI's taxonomy places the organism in Eukaryota, Fungi, Ascomycota, Dothideomycetes, Mycosphaerellales, Extremaceae. The transcript has 2 exons. The coding region runs from base 1 to 399 and encodes 132 amino acids.
AUGAAAGCCAACAUGAGGAACUUCGCCGCCGGCAUGGCCUUGGCCACCUUCGCAUCGACCGGCAUCAUUCUCGGCAUGGCCAACGCCCAUCCACAACGCCUUCCACCUCCUCCAGGGGCACCUACCAAGUGCGCGGGCUCCGACGCUAGCGCAGAGCAUUCCAACGUCCUCUCCUGUCCGCUCCAGCCAGGAGCCGUGGACAUUCUGUGCUCGGGACCGGGCAGCGAUUUGCAGGGAGGCACAUGCAAUCCGAAGGGGAUGGAUGAGAGGCCGCCUUCGACAUUGUGCUACUGCACCAAUGGCAACUUCUGCUGCAACCUGUCGGGUGGCAUGGAGGUGCCUGGCGGAGAGAAUCCGGUGGACUACUACAACGAUGUGGCGUGGAACUGCAAUGGCUAG